Molecule: messenger RNA, 6102 nt
Organism: Pocillopora meandrina
Lineage: Eukaryota; Metazoa; Cnidaria; Anthozoa; Scleractinia; Pocilloporidae
Source: the annotation of a GenBank genome assembly
AUGCGCUGUGCCCGACCGACCUCGCUUGUUAGAGUAUCCCGGAAAACAGCGAAUAAAGAAGAGUAAGUACACAUAUGCGCUAACAAACAUUGCAAAACGUCUUCUUCCAGCUACCAUUACACACGUCAGAUUUAAGUUGGGAUUGGACAUUUUUGCGUAAAGAUCUCAGUGUUAGUGUUAUCAGUCAUUAUUUUAUCCAUGAGGCGGUUGAGAGCUUCGUACAACCAUAACUUCGUAUAAACAUAACUUCGUAAUUAUUACGAAGUGUACGUGUGGGGUAUACCAUGCACCAAGUGAGAAGGAGCUGAAAACGAAUGCAAAAACUUAUGCGGCCUCAGAAACUGUUCUUUAUUUCUCCGGUGCUCCAUUAUGCACGAUCAAGUGAGACACGAGGAGCGAUACGCGCUCGAAGGGUGAGACUCGCGCCCUUCUUCUCGUGUGUGACUCCACUCGUCUAAAAAAGCAGAAAAUGACGCUUAUUCUGAAGGCUACCUUAACACAGGUUAUAAUUUCUGUCCAGUUUCUCCUCGUGUUUAUAUAGGGAAUAAAGGAAAGUGAGACAAAUCAGUAAUGUCUAACCGGUUCCCUUUAAAAGAAAGAUAAACCCGAGUUAAAGAUGGCGAUGUUUUAUUGAUUGAGGGGAAUCAUACUUACCGUUAACUUUUCCUUGUGGUCUUCAAGCUCUUCCAGCGUCAGUUCGUCUUUCUCGUGAGUUUUUCUUACGAGCGAGAUUCAACCAGGUUGCAUAAGAGGAUCAGCUCAACGAACCGUAAUGAAUCUCGUUGUCUGAGGUCUGAGGGCUUACCGCAUGUGAUUUCCUUUUCUUUAAGCGAAAGAAAUUAAUAUAACCUUAAGUAAGCUUUAACCCACCUCUAAGAAAAACUGUCACCGAAAAAACCCGGCGGGCAGAGUGGGAUGGCAGCAAGUGUUUCGUAAAAUUCGCUUCUCUGGUUUUCAAAGUGUAAAUGUUAACUUUCACGUUCUAAUUGUCCACGCUCUGCAAGUUUCGCUAUAAUUUUUUUUGUCGCGUAACUGCUUAUUUACCACAACACUCCCAUAAAUAAGGCAUCAACGUCGUGCAAGUCGUUGUAAACUAUUGGUUACACUGGAUUCAAGGUCUGUUGUAGAAAUAAAUGUAUCUGGAGUGUCUUUUAGGCGAAUUUUACCAUAAUUAUUAUCAUUGAUCAGAUGUGCUUAUUUGGUAUCGCUAUAUGAUUUGUUACCGACAGUUCUUCUGAAACUUCCACAGUAGUAUGGCAGUUAUUACACGGAAAUCUUGGGUGUUUCAGGGUGCCAGGGCCUUAGGAACCCUAUAUGGAAACAAAUCAUUGCGUCACCACGAUGGAAUUCCGGUUCUGAAGAGGUAAAUCAAGUGGCUAUAAAUAAUCUUUCUGGCGGAAAAUAAGAAAAAUCCUGCUAUUGUAUUAAGCCAGGAGCCAUGAUGGGCUCCUGAUUAGGCUCAAAAAUAAUACUGAUCUUCAAACAUUCUUUCUCGUAUCCAAGAUGAUUAAGAAACUAAAACCCGUGAUUCUAAACAAAACAAAGCCUUAAGAUACCCCGACCCGCACCGGGUACGGGUAGGGCGCCAUAUUUGACCAUAUUUGGCAAUGACAUCAUCUCGCUACAAGAUAACCUAGCCGUUUAUCCAGGGUAGAUGGCAUUUAACGCGUGGUUACUUACGGGAAAGACGGGGAAGCUGAGAAGACCAGCAAAAGACGUUCAGAAAAGUGUAAAAGUCAAAAGAGCGAAAGUGUAAGUUAAUUUGUGCUGCCUAAUCGGUGCUAUACCAAGAAACAUUUACCGAAAACCAGCUGACUGGUCAUUGGAAGCAACGAAUGGUGGAGACUGGUUCGAAGUCGAAAAAUUUCUUUGGCAGGCAAUAUUGUACCAACUAUUUUUGUGAACUUUAUCAAACUUACGUGGCCAAAAAGCCGCCAUGUUUACCAAAAGUCAAGAAGUUAUUCCCAGUCCUCCCAUGUUUAGUCCGGGUUACUUGAGUUGAUCUUCCCGCCACAUUUCACGCGUACGGCUACCGGUAAAAGCCGUCUAACGGAAUCGGGGUAUAUUAAGGUCCCUAUUUCUUUAUUUCUUUUGAUUCGCGUACGGGGGGAAGGGGGGAGGAGGGGAGGGAGUCUUAGAAGAAGGAUUGUUCGUUGAAAAGGUUCUGUUGAAUGUCUCGAAUAUGCCUAAUGUCUCUAAUGAUUAACUCACUCUUAGAACAAAACGUGUUUCACUUUGGCGUCUUUAAGAGAUCGUAAAAAAAUUAAGUUUCCUGUUCAGCAGGCUCAAUUCAAGGUUGAAACCAAUACAAGGACUUAGUCUCCGCCAGCAGUUCCUGUGUCCAAAAACUUAAGUUGGGAAUGGUUUCACAACAGUAUGGAGAUAAGAGAGACACUGUCGUACAAAUUGCCAAGUUUAGUCACACACAUCCAUGUAAUCUUUAGAUCCGACUUCGACAACUACAAGCUAUCUUUCUUACCUUGGGACUCUUAUGCGGUUGCACUGCAUAAGAGUCCCAACACAUUUCUUCAGAAUGUAUAACUGGAUAGCUCGAUAGGCGCACUGCAAAGUUAUGAUUUGCGAUUAGCAAUUAAUUAAAAAGAUCAGUUCCCCUCGAAAUUUUUUCCUUAAAUGUGGCUGACCUUUCAUUGUUUUGGUUCUAAAACACGGCGACGGAUGGUGAACGAUCCUUGGGAUGGAGAUUGCGUGAUCAUACCCGUGUAACGGUUUGCAUGUAUCUGCAAUCAUACCCUUUUUUCAUAUUCCUUUCAUCUCCUUUCCAUGUCACUUCUUUUCAAUAAGAGAAAUUCAACGAAAGUGGUUAUCUGAAUAGGACUGGGGUACGCGAAAGUCUUACGCUACUGACAAUUAUCUUACCAAACUUUUCAAACAAACUUUUUUUGCCUCACAGGAAAUUGAGCAAUGGAAAGGAGAGUAAACUUGAAGCUCUAGUGACCUUUGGGGAAUCUAAGCGCACUAUACGCUUUAAGAAGGGAGACGAUUUGAAAACCUUUCGUCAUCAUUUCUUAAGGGCCUUCUCUGAUAUUCUCUCAGAAGAUGUUGCUCCAGGGAAUGUUAAAUUUCAGAAAUUUGAUCAUAACUUCAAUGAAUAUGUGGAAGUCAAACAUGACCUAUGGUUGGAAGAAAAUGACAAGCUGAAAGCCAUAGUCAUUCUAAAGAACGAGAACAAGGUAUACACGUUUUCCAGUAAUGUCCUUAAUCUCACCUAAGUACGACCGAAUAGCCAGAAACAGGAGCCUAUAGGCAUGGAAAGUUAAAAAAUAAAUAAAUAAAAUACUGCUCAUUUGCAGGGUACCUCAUGAGAUGUUCUAGUGAAGCAACAUUGUGUCAGAAGACCUGAAAUUGACGUUCCUUUAACUUGAUUCAUCUUUUCGGAAACAUCUGCGCGUCCAAAGGCUUUUAUUGAAAGAUUUUAAAAAAUCCCCGUAAGAGGGCCGUACGAGAUUGUGCGGGAGGGUCCUACAAAUUACGCACGUACGGCAAUGCACGAUGCACGAUGCAAAAGGCAGGAAACAAAUGAAAAAAGACAUAACGUGGCGGCCGCAUGAUAUUGAACGAGUUAGGUCCAGGCAAAACGAGAGAAUAUUUGAUUCUUCAUGACCUCAGCCAAAUAUUUACCCUUACGUCUCUCCUAUGAAGUCAGUAAGUACAUAUUAUUUUAUCGACGAUAAACAUGCAGUAAAUGUACUUAAAGUAAGAAGGAAAAUAACUAACAUCAAGAAAACUGUGUCAAAACAGGCAUGAACGGCAAAAAAACCAUCCAUGACCCAUCAGACCGUCAAUUUGCUCAUGAAUGAGUGCGAACCUGUUAUUAUUUAUUUGUAUUGAACACAUUUAGCUCAUUCACUGAUAAAUAUAAUACACAAGGAUUAGUGAAGUGCGUUUGAUCUACCCUAGGAAUGCCGAGAUAUUUUUGUCUCGGCGUAGCAAAAUCCAAUGUAUAAUUUCCAGUUUUGAUCCAAUAAUUUUGGAUUCUCAUCUCUUUUCUGGGUGUAUCUCAUGUAUUAUCUCUCAAUCAGUAAAUAACGCGUUAAGAUAGUGUGAUACUGACAGAAAGUGACUAAAAAGUCUUUUAUUUCCUUGGAUAAAAUAGAGACGGUUACAGAUGGCAAAUGAUUGAUAUACUAUUAAUAUUUUUUAACGUCGGCUUCACAUAUUAAUCUGAGCAAUAAAGGUUUAAAAGUACCUUGAUAAGCGUUCAAUAGGUCAUUUUUUUCGUAUCUUGAAGCACUGAUUAAAAAUAUUUUGCCAAAUUCCUCCCUAGGCUGCACAAAUGUCUUCCGCUGAGAUUCAACAAGACAUGGAACCCCAGCAGUGGCCCCAAUUGUGGCCCCAUUGUCACGUGAUGUAUUCAUGGUUUCCAAUAAAUUAUGUGGGGCCGGGUUCGCCGAUGUUUUUAAGGCCUCAUCCAAUCAAAAAAAAUAUCACAUACCAACUUUGGAGCCCAGUCAGCAAGAUAAACGACGGUUGCAUUGAACGUGAUUCGCAGACUAAUAUAGUGAAUUGUAAAGGAAAUUUCAACGGAGGAAUUAACAGUAAGUUUGACGUCUCGACUUUUUUAGCAAGAACAAGGACAUGAUUAGGAAAAUCAUCAUCAUCAUCACCAUCACCAUUACCAUAGUCGUCAUCAUCGUCACUGUCUCCGUUCUCGUCGUCGUUUUAAUUUUCCCUAUCUACAUCAUUCUCAUUAUAAUAAUUACCAUUGACAUUGUUACAUCAUUUCUAUCAUUACUGUCAUCUUCAUUACUAUAGUCUGACAUUCCUCGGCCUGUUUAACUAAACUCCCCUUUGACUUAACACAUGUACAUGCUCAAGUAAUCCAUUGAAUCCUAUCCAUGUCAGCAAACAGUUGGUCAUUACAAAUGUUUUUUUCUUCACUUCCUUUAGCUGUUAUGAAAGCUAUUGAUGAAACAAGAAAUUUGACCUUCUACGUGGCGCUUCAGUUUAAAAAUAGUUCAAAUAGAAAGGACUAUGUACUGACUGGAAAUGCAGAAGGACAGGACAUUACCUCCACAGUAAGUAACAGCUUUAAGUUUAAGAACUCUUUACGGGGCCAAUUCACAUUAUCAACUCAUAUGAUACUCCCACCCCAUCGACGAACACUACAGUUCCCUUAGCACCUUACGUCCUGUUUCUAAAGAUUGACCGACCGACCAACCGACUGACUAACUGAAUGACCGACUGAAUGAAUGACCCACUGACUGACCGACUGACUGACUGACCGACUGACCGACUGAACAGCCAACUGCCUGAAUAACCAAUCGACUGACUAACGGAAUGACCGAUUGACUGACUGACUGACUUACUAGCUGACUCACCGACCGACUGACAUUGUGCUACAAUCUUUGUAGAUACUUUUUCUGUCAUCUCUAUGAUUAGUAAAAGUCUAACUUAAAAAAACAGAGAAUAAGGUUGGAUUUGCUAGUUUUCUACCUUAACAGGAGGUACAAAUUGGAGUGCCACUCGACGAUAAAUGUAUCUUUUUGCCCCUUUACUACUGGAGUUACACCAUGUUCCAAAACAAGAACGAUAAGAACCUAUACCUGGGUUGCGAUCACACUGGAAAAGCAACAUUGGUGAAAAAUGCUGACCUCGACUAUCCCAACCCUCAAGCUCUGUUUAUUUUAAAAAGAGUUGUUCAAGUUGAGUAACUCCCUUGUGAAUAAAACUGACUUCUAAGCCCAAUAAAGAUCACGGCUUUUCCCCACUUUGCCAUUUUAUCAUAAUCUUUAGAGGCAUAUGUUAGCCAUGUUUUGUAACACACUCAGCAGAUUCGAUAGAAUAAUCCAGCUACUAAAGAGUUAAUUCGACGUUUUCAAGCCUCCGAGAUAGACAUUUAUUUCCCUCCGUUUGUAAGGUAGAAUAAAAUAGAAUACAAGCAUGACGCAGCUUUAAAUAAAAGAAAUGUAAACUUUCCAACACCUGAAUUCAAUUUCUACUUCAACUAACAACAGAAAGAAAAGAGAAAGGGAGGGAGGGUACAGGAAUAGUAAAGGGCGAUAUAAUACUACGCAAGCGAAAGAAGGCGAGUUAAGGGCAGAAGGUGCGAAGAAUUAAUUUCUUGAUUGGUUUGCAAUGGCC